GAAAGGAAGCAAUCAUGCAAUAUGGUAGUUCCUAAAUUGGGACAAAAAUUAUCAAACAUGGAAUAUUUGACCAUCAUUAAUUUUGAAGAGUUAUUUGAUGGUGGAUAUAAUCUUUCAAGUUUGAAGGAACUAAUAUUGGGUGAUCUACCUGAAUUGCGGGUGGCAUGGAAAGAUCCCAUUCAACUUGUCAACUUUCAAGGCCUCACUAAAUUGUAUGUCUUUAGAUGUGGCAGGUUAAGAUAUAUCUUAUCACCGACCAUCGCACGGAAUUUGCCACAAUUGAGCUGUUUAAAGAUACAUGAGUGUGAGGAAUUGGAGCAAAUUAUUGAAAAGGAUGGCCAAACUACAUCACAAGGUCAUAAUCUCCAACCUAUCUGCCUCCCUAACCUGACUGAAAUAGAGAUUUAUAAAUGCGAAAACUUGAAAAGUCUCUUUCCGAUGAGUGUUGCUCAUGGCCUUUCAAAACUGCAAAAGUUAAUUGUUCUUUACGUCUCCAAAUUAGAACAAGUAUUUGAACAAUCAGGAGAUGAGGCAAAUGGUAGCGAGGAAAAAGAGAAAGUGAUACAGCUACCUCAGUUCGGCACUUUACGUCUUGAAGGGCUACCGAACCUUGUGAGCUUCAGCCCUGAGGGUUAUCAUUUUGUAUUCCCAUCUGUGCGAAUUUUUUUGGUAAUAGGUUGUCCCAAUAUAACCACAAGCUUUAGUGUUGAUUCAGAGCAAUCUGGGCAUGCCAAAACAGAGGCAAUCCGAUCAAUUGAUGAAAAUAUAGUGGAAGCGUUUACUAGAGCUCAACAAAAAACAUGGCCAAUUGGUAGUAAUAUAGGGUGGCUGAGAUAAUAGAGUUAAAAACACUACCUUUUUCAGAGAAGGGAGAUGAAGAAUAUGAGUUUCAGAAUAUGCCAGUGAAUGAAGCACUUGCUAAUUUGCUGCAGCAUUUCACAAACCUUUGUCCCAACUUCAUAGACUUGCAGCCAAAUAUUGCGAUAAUAUUAGAAUGCAAAUUUCUAUGAGGGUACAUAAAACUACAUUCCUGUUUAUUUAUGUCUUUUUUUUGUCAGCUAAAAAUAUAUUGUUUGUUGUCCUUUCCACUAGCAGACUUGAAAACUAAGUUUCCCUAGUUGAUGUUCUAGAGGUUGCUUUAUUUAAAGAUGGCGGAUCUUACUGAGUUAAAUACUUACUGGAAUACUAACAAAUAAAAACAACUAAGUUCAUGGAAAAUGUUGGACUGAAAUAGUAUGUGUAUAUAUCAUUAAGCUUAUAAGCAG
This is a messenger RNA of Durio zibethinus, 1265 nucleotides long. The record is from RefSeq and is a predicted model, not a curated record. Lineage: Eukaryota; Viridiplantae; Streptophyta; Magnoliopsida; Malvales; Malvaceae.